AUGGGGUUCUCAAUUGGAGAUAUUGUGGCCGUGUAUGGCCGCAAAGCCCAUAUCCGGUAUAUUGGACAGCUGCCGCCCAAUCCCUUCAAUAAGAAGCACAAUGCCAGUCAAACAGGUUUCGGUGUUGAGUUCUCGAGUCGAAAACUUGGAGAAAACGAUGGCUCUGUGGACGGCAAGCGAUAUUUUAACUGUAAACCAGGCAUGGGCUUGUUCGUAAAAGAGAACCGCGCUCAAGCCUACGAUGUAAAGGAGUGCUCAGCAACUCAACUCCAAGCGGCGUGGCGCAGCUACCGAGCUCGUCAGGCCUUCCAGGAUGCAGCUGCCUUCAACUUUUGGAACGAGCUAGAUGCCUUUGAAGAAAAAGAUGCUCUCGUAAACAACAGAGACGUCGGUACGCCGACUCUGAACACCAUCAAAAAACAAAUCCACGAACAGAACAUGGUCGAUGCCUUCGAGGAAACGGGCCCUGAGCGAGUGUCUUCGUCUCACCUUGCAGUUCCCGGAGCGGACGGGAGCAGAGGCUUUGCCCCACCUCGAGGACGACGGCGGUCUUCCACGCGGCGAAGCGUCGGCCGGAACAGCGUAGAUGCCUCGUCGAUUUCUGCGGAAAAUAUCCCCGAUGACUACACGGGUCCGCGCGUUAAAUGGCCAAUCACCCGGGAGUUCUGUCUCGACCUCAUCGAUCACUACAGAGACAAUCCAGAUGUCCCGCUGCCUCGAAAGUACGCCCUCGAGUUGAUCAUGGCCGUUGCCGACCACUACCGGGAAACGAUGAAGGGCGCUGUCGUCGAAGUGGAAAUUCCCAAAAAGAGCGGCUCUCGACUUGUGCUUGUCGGCGACACGCAUGGCCAGCUCAACGACGUGCUCUGGAUUUUCUACAAGUUCGGCCCACCUUCUCCAACCAACGUGUAUUUGUUCAACGGCGACAUUGCAGAUCGUGGGCGGUACGCGGUGGAGAUCUUCAUGAUGCUCUUUGCGUUCAAGCUCCAGUGUCCGUCGAGCGUCGUCAUCAAUCGGGGCAACCACGAGAGCGCGGACAUGAACGAGGUGUACGGCUUUGCUCAGGAAGUUCGUCAAAAGUACGGCGGUUUCAUGUACCAGAAGUUUCAAGAGGUUUUCCACCUUCUGCCGCUCUGCGUCGUCAUGGAAAAGCGCGUCUUUGUCGUCCACGGAGGCCUCUGCAGAAAAGACAACAUCACCCUCCAUCACAUCGACCGCCUCCAUCGCCAGCGCCCGUGCCCCGCGAGUCCACACUCAUUCGAAGACACCCUCAUGUUCGAUCUCCUCUGGUCCGACCCGCAACACGAGAGCGGCCGAGGGUGGAGCACUCGCGGCGCAGACUGCAUCGCCUUCGGCCCAGACAUCACCGACGCUUUCCUCACCAAAAACAACCUCGAAGUGUGCAUUCGAUCUCAUCAGGUUCCGACAAACUUGCGAGGCUUCGAGCCGGUCCACGAUGGCCGAUGUGUCACUCUCUUCUCCGCCUCAAACUACUGUGGCACUACUGGCAACUACGGUGGUGUGAUCAUUUUCGAGGCCAACCUUUCGUUUGAAAUCCAAGAGUACAUGGCACCGUCUCUCGCAGAGAUUCAGAUGCUCCACAGCGAGACGUGCGCGGCGACCCAGAAGGUUUUCCUGCAAACGCGAAUCAAAGACCUCGAAAUGCAGGCGAAGCGCCAGCAUCGGCGGACGGCGGCUGCUCGCAUGAACGAGCAAAUCCUCGAGAAAAUCUGCAAACUGAUUUGCGAGAAAAAAACGGAUCUCUGGUGGUGUUUCUUCAACAUGGGGGCCGAGAGCGGACGUGUGAAACCGGCGCAGUGGAGAGAGGCAUGCUCGAAUGUCCUCGGGCAGAACUUCCCCUGGGUGUACCUCAUGAAGCGUUUGCACGUCGUGGAGGAAGACGGCUACGUCUACUACAACGAGUUCCUCAACCGGUACCGAGUCGAGUUCCGACCGCCCAAGUGCAAACAUCUGAACUGGAGGCGAGAGUGCAUCGCCCGAGUCUUCGAGUCCAUCAUGAGCGCGGAUUUGAGUCUGAAGGAAACGUUGAUGCUCUUCGACCGCAACUGCGACGGGACGGUCUCUUUCCGAGAAUUCAAUGAAUUGAUUACAGAGCUUGAUGUUGGUCUGAGUGAACCGCAAGUUCGGAUUUUGAUGAGGCUGAUCACAGCCAGUCCUGCCUUCAAUGCGGCCGCCGGAAGCAUCGACGUCGCUGAGUUUCUCGGCCGUUUCCGAGUUGUCUACUCUCACGUGAUCAACGACGACAAGCGAAACGUGCCGUGGCUCCAGCGAGCUCUCCACUGCAUCGGCAAAGCGAUCUUGGCGGACAAAGCCGAGGCAGCAAAUCGCCACUACGAGCAGCAGAGACAAGACGGCAACUUGGGUCCAGAGACGAACGCCCGAAGGCGCUCCUCUGCGGUGCGCGCCGUCGCUCUCUUCCAAAAAUUCAAAGACUACAACGAGGGAGGCGAUGGCUAUCUGUCGUACGCGGAUUUUGUGACGGGGAUCAAGCGCCUGACGAUCGAUGAAGAAGAGCUGGGCUUUGCGCUCACAGACGAGCACCUGUACAAAGUGGCUGAGGCGGUCGACACGACGGGCUCGAAGCGAAUCAACUACUUGGAGUUCCUUCAGGCCUUCCAUGUGGUGGACAGCAACUCCAACAACAGCGCUGCGGAAGAGCUGUGGGGCCAGAUCUGCACGGCUAUUUUCCAGCACAAGAGUAGCAUCCGCCGGGCGCUCCACCAAUUUGAUCCAGAUAUGACGGGGAAAGUCGAUUCCGAGGACUUCCGUUCCGCUCUCGUCGCCGUCAACACGGUUCUUUCGCGGACCGAGGCGCCGUUGACGGAGGAGCAGAUUGACCAGCUGGUCAACACCAUGGAUCUCGACAACGACGGGAUGGUGGAGUACGAGGAGUUCUUGGAUUCGUUCACUCCGGUCGACACUUUCUUCUUGCAGCCUGAAAAUGAGGACGAGCCGAGCAAGGCGAACGGGCCUCAGAACGGGAAGGUGGAGACGCGCGAGGGCGAGGACCCCAGUCAGGCGGACGUUGAUAUCGACUCGAACUCCCAGCGGUUCACGAUAUCGAGCGACUUCUCGUCCUCUGCGUGA
Molecule: messenger RNA, 3108 nt
Organism: Neospora caninum
Lineage: Eukaryota; Apicomplexa; Conoidasida; Eucoccidiorida; Sarcocystidae
Product: putative serine/threonine protein phosphatase 5
Exons: 17
Coding region: 1-3108 (1035 amino acids)
Cellular component (GO): cytosol; nucleus
Molecular function (GO): calcium ion binding; protein binding; protein serine/threonine phosphatase activity
Source: RefSeq, a predicted model, not a curated record